CACACACAAAGGUCCAACUAUUUAUCUUCCCCUUUCCCAGUGUGUGAACUCGUUAAAACGACGUGGUUCUGAAACAGUAACUGGCUGACCAUCAUCAUCUUCGUACGCCGGAUAGUGACCUCCCAAAAGAAACACAGAAUCAUUAUUAUUCCCCUCUUCAAAUCUUUCGUCCCCUUGUGCAUUUCGCUUAAAAGUUGGAACCCAAAAUCGUAAAAAGUUUUUACCUUUUCUCAUUUUUUUGUUUGCAUUAAUGGCUUACCAAAAUUUGUGAGCUCUUGAACUAAAGACCCUCUCUUUCUUAUUCUUUCUUACGGUUUUGUGUUUGGAGCAAUGAAGAAGCCCAAACUCGAAAACUCCGCCUCACAGAGUCGAUUCGGGCUUGUUCACUCCCUAUUAGCUCUUCUCCUCUUUUACUUCCUCUGCAUCAGCUUCCAAAUCCCUUCCGGGUCUGAUGACGUGUCUUCCUUUGACGCAUUGCCGAGACAGAUGCUUGUCGGUACGGAAACGAACCGAGCUCCUGUCGGAGAAGAAGAAGGAAACAAACCGGGUCGGGUUAAUCGGGUGGGUCACGCCCAGCUUCGCUCCCCGGAGCAUAAAGUUCGAGACUUUAAAACCGUCUCCGAACUCUUCUCCAACGAGACCUUCUUCGCCGGCGGCGAUGAGUUCUCCGUCUUCUACAAAACGGCGAUCUCGACGGGGAAGAAAAUGUGGGACGGGCUCGAUUCCGGUUUAGUAACCAAACCGGAAGAAACCAACCCCCGGAAUGAGAAAUGUCCGGAUAUGGUUUCGGUUAACGGGCCCGAGUUCGUGAACCGGAGCAAGGUCUUGGUAACCGUCGUGGCGACGCCGCACUGGGCGCACGCGGAGAAAGGUGAUAAGACGGUGAUGGUGACGCAGUUCAUGAUGGAGUUGCAGGGGUUGAAGGCGGUGGAGGGGGAAGAUCCGCCUCGGAUCCUCCAUUUCAACCCGAGGAUUAGAGGUGAUUGGAGUGGGAGGCCAGUGAUUGAGCAGAACACUUGUUAUCGUAUGCAGUGGGGCUCUGCUUUACGAUGCGAUGGGCGUGAGUCUAGUGAUGAGGAGGAAGAUUCUGUUGAUGGAGAGGUGAAAUGUGAGAGGUGGAAGAGGGAUGAUGAUGGUGAUGGUGAUGGUGAUGGUGAUGAUGAGUCAAAGAACACAUGGUGGUUGAAAAGGCUAAUGGGUGGGAGGAAGAAGAUAACACAUGAUUGGCCAUACCCUUUUGAAGAAGGGAAGCUCUUUGUCCUUACCCUUAGAGCUGGGAUGGAAGGUUAUCACAUCAGCGUUAAUGGAAGACAUAUCACGUCUUUCCCUUACAGAACCGUGAGUAACAGAACACAAACAGUUCAUUGGUUUAGUGGUUUAUCAUUGGUUAUUUUUCUAUCUCAGGGGUUUGUUCUAGAGGAUGCUACUGGAUUAGCAGUGAAGGGGAACAUUGAUGUGCAUUCGAUAUACGCUUCAUCUUUACCCUUCACAAACCCGAGUUUCGCGCCGCAAAAGCAUCUUGAGAUGCAAAGCAUAUGGAAAGCUCCUGCGUUAUUACCUGAGAAGCCUGUAGAGCUCUUCAUUGGGAUCCUCUCUGCUGGUAACCAUUUUGCAGAGAGAAUGGCUGUGAGGAAGUCAUGGAUGCAGCAUAAGCUAGUCAGAUCCUCGAAAGUUGUCGCCCGGUUUUUCGUGGCAUUGCACGCAAGAAAGGAAGUCAAUGUGGAUCUAAAGAAAGAAGCUGACUACUUUGGUGAUAUUGUGAUAGUACCGUACAUGGAUCAUUACGACCUCGUUGUGCUCAAGACCGUUGCCAUCUGCGAAUAUGGGGUUAGCACAGUGGCGGCAAAGUAUAUAAUGAAAUGUGACGAUGAUACGUUUGUGCGAGUGGAUGCUGUUAUCCAGGAAGCAGAGAAGGUUAAAGGAAGAGAUAACCUUUAUAUUGGAAACAUUAACUUCUACCAUAAGCCUCUGCGCACUGGGAAAUGGGCUGUGACAUAUGAGGAAUGGCCAGAAGAGUAUUAUCCUCCCUAUGCUAAUGGUCCCGGUUACAUCUUGUCAUAUGAUAUAGCUAAGUUCAUCGUCGAUGAUUUUGAGCAGCAGAGAUUAAGAUUAUUCAAGAUGGAAGAUGUGAGCAUGGGAAUGUGGGUGGAGAAGUUCAACGAGACUAGGCCAGUGGCGGUGGUUCACAGCCUCAGGUUCUGCCAGUUCGGAUGCAUAGAAGACUACUUCACCGCUCAUUAUCAGUCGCCACGGCAGAUGAUUUGCUUGUGGGAUAAGCUGCAGAGACUUGGGAAGCCCCAGUGCUGCAACAUGAGAUGACUUUACAUUGUUUUUUAUUUUUUGCCGGAUUCAUUUGAAAAGAAAAUGAAUACGCAGAUGUGUUGAGUUUAUGGAGCUAACUGCUUUAGAUCUCUGUAUAGAACAAUCUAUAAUGUAUCUAUAUAUAUAUGAUAUAAGGAAGAGCUCUUGAAAAGUUGACAGAAAA
This is a messenger RNA of Brassica napus (rape), 2485 nucleotides long. Its product is annotated as hydroxyproline O-galactosyltransferase GALT4. Gene Ontology annotation, molecular function: galactosyltransferase activity; carbohydrate binding. The coding region runs from base 331 to 2319 and encodes 662 amino acids. The record is from RefSeq and is a predicted model, not a curated record. NCBI's taxonomy places the organism in Eukaryota, Viridiplantae, Streptophyta, Magnoliopsida, Brassicales, Brassicaceae. Gene Ontology annotation, cellular component: Golgi membrane. The transcript is spliced from 6 exons.